AAACAACGUCGGAUACACGUACAUUUUACUUUGACGGAAAGGUCUUCUCAAAGGAUUGAAUGAUGGCUGAGUUUCCAUGUCUUUCAGUGCUUCUGAUGUGUACGUCCAUGGUCUGGUUUUGUAACUGCCAUGACAGUACUGUGUCUGUCAUGGACAGACUAGACCAGUUGGAGACGGAACUGCUUGAUAACAAGAUGGAUUCUCUGCGAAUGGAGAAAAGGCUACUAAAUAUCAUAGAUGAUGCUAAGACAGCAUUGCGAGCUGAACUAAAGGAAAACAUACGGGAUCAAGUGAAACAAACCAUGGCUGAGAUUCUGCAAGGAGAUUCUCUUCAAGACAUUGUGAAAAGUGAGGUCGUCUCAGAACUGAGGCAUGUGAAACAUGGUUACCAUCAGAUGAAGAGACAAUUGCAUCAUGUGUCAAGAUCUCUUAAAGACCUUCAGGUCAAGACGAUCGUGUUUCAUGAAUCUGUCUUGGAGAAGGCCCGGGUUUGUAAUGAGACGGAUCAGUUCAAAAUAUCACAACCGAAGUCAUCUCUUGUGCCUGAGUCUUCUCCCGUUACUGUUAAUACUACGUCUACCCCGCGAUCACCUGCUUUGACAACGCCAGUGACGAGACCCAGACCAUCGGCGUUGACAACGUCAGUGACGACACCCAAACCAUCUGCGUUGACAACGUCAGUGACGACACCCAGACCAUCUGCGUUGACAACGUCAGUGACGACACCCAGACCAUCUGCGUUGACAACGGCAGUGACGACACCAAGGCCGAAUGAGGAGAAAAUUAGGAUCCUGAUUGCUCCACUCUGGUCACGCUACAAGCAUCAGUUUCGUCAACUCAACAUCCACAACAACUCCCUCAGUGUCUAUCCGUAUCAUAAUGUGAAGAAUGUUGGUUGUGUUGCUUACAUAGCAAAGACUAAAAAACUUCUCAUAGGAUUAGACAACCCUGAUAUGAUAGUGUCAUCUACACUGGACACAAAUCAAGCUACAGUGCUACAUAGAGGAGUAGAAGCAACUGGCAUGGCAGUGGAUGAAGGGCAGGACAUCGUAUUCUUGUCCACGUUUCGACCACAGUACACAAUUUCCAGAAUGUCUACAGAAGAUUGAUACGACUUUGUCUUGCCAUCACUGAAUGCGAUCGUGAAAUAUGACGUUAUUGAAAACUUCGAACCGGUUUCGAACCCGAAACACUUCGCGCUUGGCGGUUUGAUCCACUAGGCUACGAAGGAUCGCUGUG
Messenger RNA from Haliotis rubra (blacklip abalone), 1239 nucleotides. RefSeq lists its product as uncharacterized. The transcript has 2 exons. The coding region runs from base 60 to 1109 and encodes 349 amino acids. The record is from RefSeq and is a predicted model, not a curated record. NCBI's taxonomy places the organism in Eukaryota, Metazoa, Mollusca, Gastropoda, Lepetellida, Haliotidae.